AUGGAAGUACAACGACGAAUUCAAGAAGAAAUUCUUGGCCAUGAGUCAUCGGAAAAAGUGAAAGUUAAACGAGCAAGUUUAGAUUUACCACGAGAUCAUGUUAGUCCUAGUCCAGAGCAUGAAUUUCAUGACAUAAACAACAAAAGUAAUAAUGAUCGUUCAAGAAGUAUUGUUGUACAACGUAUAUCAAUUGAUGGCGAUGAAAAUCAUCGUUCACAAUCGGAAGAUCGUUCUAAAAAAUAUCGUCAACAUCGUACAAGUCCUUUACAACAUCAUCCAUUAGCAUCUUCAGCAGAUAAAGAUCAUAAACAAAUUUUAAAAAUUAAUAGUGCUUUAAGUAGUUCAAUUGAACGUGCAUCUCUAAUUGGUUCUGAUCUAGAAAAUACAAAUGAAGAUUGGUUGAUGAUGAAUGAUAACAAUGGAAAAUACCGUCAUAAAACGUUAACACCCAUGAUUGGCAAAGAAAAUUUUGAACUACGAAAAAAACUAUUUGAACGUCUGAAUGAGAAACAAGAUAUCGAAGCGAGUACAAUAUCACAUGACUAUUUUGGAUGCCGCCGUGAGCCAAAAUCUGGAUUAUUUGCCGAAGUAGGAAGACUUAUAAGUUAUUUUGAGGGUAUCAAUGAUCUAAACAAAAAUAUAAUUCAAAUUGUCUCGCCAUCAUUACCACAGAUACAUAAUUUAAGCUGUGGUGGUGCCGAUGACAAUAGUACAUGUCCAUCACUGACCAUUUCACAUCAGAAACAUAUUGAACGAAGAAAAAAUCGAAGAAAUAUAAAAAAAAAUUCCAUUACAACAACCACAUCGGCGAAUAUUGUAUCACAAGCAACCACCGUUACUCCCGUUACAAUACUAAAUAAUUCUUCAGAUAGUAAAAUUAAUGAAAAUGGUGGUGGUUGUGAACAAAGAACAUGCAGCCAAAAUACCUCAAAUAUUGAUCAUACAACACCGUAUAGUACCCAAUCGAAUUCAAGUGACUCAAUCGUUUAUCCACAUGUACCGGAAGUACUAACUGUAACAAAUAAAAAUAACGAUAAAUCAAUUAUAGCAACAAUUAUCAAUGAAGAACAUGAGGAAACAUUGCCGAAUAAAGUUUUUCCAACAGAAAAAAACGGUAGCGAACGUAAAUCUUUGGAUGAUAAUAAU
Didymodactylos carnosus is the source of this 1146-nucleotide messenger RNA. The record is from the annotation of a GenBank genome assembly. NCBI's taxonomy places the organism in Eukaryota, Metazoa, Rotifera, Eurotatoria, Philodinida, Philodinidae.